Ogataea haglerorum is the source of this 1515-nucleotide messenger RNA. RefSeq lists its product as uncharacterized. The transcript has a single exon. Gene Ontology annotation, cellular component: membrane. Gene Ontology annotation, biological process: transmembrane transport; carbohydrate transport. Bases 1 to 1515 code for a protein of 504 amino acids. Gene Ontology annotation, molecular function: carbohydrate:proton symporter activity. The record is from RefSeq and is a predicted model, not a curated record. NCBI's taxonomy places the organism in Eukaryota, Fungi, Ascomycota, Pichiomycetes, Pichiales, Pichiaceae.
AUGAAUCAGCCUGCAGCUUACGACUACUCUCAACGAAGAUACCUGUCGCGGUUUGUCCCCACCUCCCGUCUGGGCAUGCUGCUCAUUGUCGUGGCGGUGGCAGUCGUCGAGCCAGCGACCACCGGCAUGGAGUCUGCCAUCAUGGGCUCCAUCAACUCGCUGCCCCAGUACAAGGCAUACUUUAGCCUGACAUCUACCAACAUCGGGCUAAAUUCUGCCUCCAUCUGGAUCGGCUCGAUCCUGAGUCUGCCAUUCCUACAGAAAACGUCGGACGGCAUUGGCAGAAGGAUGACGAUUCUGUGUGCGAUCGUGCUUAUGGUGAUUGACAUCGCGAUCUCUGCGGCGUCUGUGAACAUGGCCAUGUUCAUCAUCGGCCGCAUUUUCCUUGGGCUGGCAGCCGGCCUGAUAAACUGCUCGGCCUCGGUCCUCGUGGCCGAGAUCUGUCCGCUGGAAAUCCGAGGCUGGGUGCUGGGCCUAUUCCACAGCUGCUACUACAUCGGCUCGCUCAUUGCGUCCGGCGUCACGUACGGCUCGCGGGACUUGCAGAGCAACUGGAGCUGGCGCAUUCCGACGAUCAUCCAGGUCGUCCCGUCGCUGACAUGCGCAUCGCUCGUCCUGUUCACGCCUGAGUCGCCCCGCUGGCUGGUCAUGAAGGGCCGUGUCGACGAGGCAAGAGAGAUAUUCUACACCUUGCAGCGCAACGACGCCGGCUCGGCAGACUUCAUGGUCGCCGAGGUUGAGCGGUCGCUGCGCGAGGAGGCUGCCGCGUCAAAGGGCUACGGUGUUUGGAGACGGCAGCUGCAUAGCCGUGCGUACUGGAAAAGGGCGUUCAUCAUGCUCAAUAUCAGGCUGCUGUGCGAGCUGGGUGGCUCGAACAUUGCCACAUACUAUUUCACGAUCCUUCUGGAGCAGAUCGGCGUCAAGGACGCUAAGACCCAGCUCAAGGUCAACAUGGUGCGGUCGGCGUGGUGUCUCGUCUGCGCGCUGAUUGGCUGCUACACGUUUGACAUCAUCGGCAGAAAAAGACAGGCAUUCUUGGCAACGACAGGGCUGAUCGAGUGUCUCUUCAUCUUGGGCGGGCUGAUCAAGAAGUACGGCGGGUCUGAUGACAAGUCAGGCGGCUACGCGGCCAUCGCCAUGGUCUUCAUGUUUACCGGUUUCUACUCGUACUGCUACACGCCGAUCACGUCGGUGUACCCGCCGGAGCUGUACCCUAGUCCGACGCGAGUCGUCGGCAACACCAUCAUGCGUGGCUGCGACUACUCUGCGGGCCUGUUUGCGACCUUCAUGCUGCCGAUCGGCAUGAGCAACCUCGGCUGGAAGUUCUACAUGCUGACGGGUGGCUACGAUAUCAUUUUUCUUCCGCUGAUCGCGUUCGUGUGGGUGGAGACUAAUGGCGUGCCGCUCAAGAAGAUCUGUGAGCUUUUCGGCGAGGUUUUGGAGACCGAGUCUCCCAGCAUUGACGACGAGUCUAACAUCAACUACGUAGAGGUCCCGGUUGCGGACAAACAGUGA